UGCUCAUCACAUGCAUGAGCCAUCUCAAGAUAUUAUAUUUCCACAUUCAUACUUACCUUAAAUUCCACUCUACAAAUUACAACCCAUCACAUUUUUCUUUAAAUUUAGUCUAGUAAAGAUGACCUAAACUUAGCUUAAUCACUAGCCAUUGCAGCAUUACAAUGAGAGGGCUCCCCCUUUGCUCUCCCCAAUGCCUUUCCGGGUUCAUCUUCGUCGCGCUACUAGUAUGCUUGUUCGUGCCACCCCUUGCCAUGUCAGCAGACCUGACCUACCCUAAACAACAAGAGAGAGAUAGGAUCAUAAAACUCCCCGGGCAACCGUCGAACGUGAGAUUCUCGCAGUACUCGGGCUACGUCACCGUGGAUGCGAAGGCGGGCCGGGCCCUUUUCUAUUGGUUGGUGGAGGCGAGCAAGAAGCCCGAAUCAAAGCCGCUAGUCUUGUGGCUCAAUGGCGGGCCGGGUUGCUCCUCCAUUGCUUAUGGAGCAUCCGAGGAAGUCGGCCCGUUUCGUGUCCGGCCCGAUGGCCAGACCCUCUCCUUGAGCCCCCAUGCUUGGAAUAAAGUGGCCAAUUUGUUGUUUCUUGAUUCACCAGCUGGUGUUGGUUUUUCAUACUCAAAUUCUUCAUCUGAUCGAAGAACUGGUGACAAAAGAACAGGAAAUGAUGCCUAUAAAUUCUUGAGAAGGUGGUUUGAAAGGUUCCGUCAGUUUAAGUAUAGAACUUUCUACAUUGCUGGUGAAAGCUAUGCAGGUCAUUAUAUCCCCGAGCUAUCGAAGAUCAUCGUCGAUCGUAACAAAGGCGUCAACAACCCCAUAAUCAACUUCAAAGGUUUCUUGCUUGGGAAUCCGUUGAUCGAUGAUUUCUACGACAACAUCGGGACGUUUGAGUUCUGGUGGAACCACGGGUUGGUCGGGGACUCGACCUACGCUCAACUCAACGAGUCUUGCCCUCGGGACUCGUUCCUAUUCCCUUCGGAUGAUUGCUCCACAGCUCUCUCCUCGGCUUACUCCGAAUUCGGAAACAUCAAUCCCUACGCCAUCUACCAAAGCCCUUGUGAUCAGCUUGCCACCCUCAACAAAGCUCCCUUGCCUUGGAAGUUUAGAGGGAACGAUCAAUGCGUUGUCAAGUACACGAAGUUGUAUAUGAAUAGAGCAGAUGUGCAAAGGGCUUUACAUGCCAACAUAACUGGAAUCCCUCACCCUUGGGUCACCUGCAGUGACGUCAUAAGAGGGGGAUGGACGGAUUCACCCAGAUCAAUGCUUCCAAUUUUUCAACAGCUCAUUGCUGCAGGCCUCAGAAUAUGGGUAUUUAGUGGCGACACAGAUGCAGUAUUGCCAUUAACUGCAACACGUUAUUCCCUCAAAGCUCUGAAUCUACAAGUCAAUACCACUUGGCAUGCUUGGUAUGACAAACAUCAGGUUGGAGGGUGGACAGAAACAUAUGAAGGACUAACCUAUCUCACAGUAAGAGGGGCAGGGCAUGAAGUUCCAUUAACUCAGCCUAAGCUUGCUUUAACUCUAUUUAGGCAUUUCUUAGCCAAUAAAAUGUUGCCCAUGACACCUAAUUAACACAUAUUGUAUUCUUUUUUGCUGCUAAUUUCGCAUUUUUUUUCUGAGCAAUUAUUGAAGUUUUGGAUUGUAUUUAUCAUUUU
Salvia splendens (bonfire salvia) is the source of this 1648-nucleotide messenger RNA. Its product is annotated as serine carboxypeptidase-like 27. Lineage: Eukaryota; Viridiplantae; Streptophyta; Magnoliopsida; Lamiales; Lamiaceae. The transcript has 9 exons. Gene Ontology annotation, molecular function: serine-type carboxypeptidase activity. Gene Ontology annotation, biological process: proteolysis. The coding region runs from base 162 to 1565 and encodes 467 amino acids. Gene Ontology annotation, cellular component: vacuole. The record is from RefSeq and is a predicted model, not a curated record.